CUUUGACGCGCCAAGCCUGGGUUUAAUCCAGCGUUUGAUGCGAGAUGCGAGUGCGACACCUCCAGACUCACCUUCAAGAUCAGGGCCUAGUGAAUUCCAGCAAGCUCAAUGAGCUCCGCGGUGUCCAUGUGGGGGUCGAUGCGGUUUUCUGGCUUCGAUCCAUUCAAGCCUUGAAGGAUCCCUUUGCCGAUGCCCUGGGGGGCAUCCCUCCGGGGAUCUUUGGCUUCGUGGACAAAGAGUUGGAUUCCUUUAAAGAGUAUGGAAUUACUCCACUCUUCAUUUUUCAGGGUGUGGCACCAGGACCACAGCACUCCAUGUUUGCCAACCGCAUGGAUCAACAGAUGGACAUGGCCUGGAACCACUUGGCGCGUGGCGAAAAGUCCCUGGCGCAGAAGUGCUUCGCGGUCUCCACCAGCCGAAUCAAUGGCGACUUCGUGUAUUUCAUUUUCCACCACUUGAGACACCGCGGCUAUGAGUGCAUCCAAGCCCCGUACUUUGCGGGUGCGCAACUGGCACAUUUUGCUGAGCAAGGUGUUGUACAGACCAUUUUUGGGCCACCAGGUUUGCUCUUGUAUGGCGUGAAAUCUGUGGUGAUUAUGCUGAACUUUGGUCAGCAACACUUCGAUUGGGUGGACCUUGAUAGCGUGUUGAGCAAGUGGCAGUUGUCCUGGGAUGAAUUUGUCGACGCUUGCAUGCUGGCGGGCACUGAAUACUGCUUGACCUAUCCCUAUCUGAACCUCAGAGAUUUCCAGCCGGCGCAAGCGCGAUUCAACUUCGAUGCCGUUGUGUACAUCAUCAAGCAGUCGCCCUUGAUCAACUGGAUGCAAGCUUUUCCCACGGAUGACAUGAAAAACGACCAUGUGGACGGCUAUUGCAUUUGCAAGGUCUUGGUGCAAAACAGCCCGGUCUAUCACCUUUCAGACGUGUCCAUUCGUCCGCUGGGCGCCACCAGCAAGACGCCCUCCGCCGCAGUGCCGGAAGUGCCCGCGGACUUCUCCUCCAUCAUGGGCAGCAAGCUGCCCCCGAGCUUGUACUACUUGAUGUUGCAUGGCAUCAUUUCCCACAAGUUGCCUCAAGCCUUGGCAAAGGGAGAAUGGACCGACAAGAGCCAGCCCCUGGUCGAUACGAAUGAGUUUCGAACCUUGCUCAGAGACUUGGAAGAUUAUCGCAAAGUUGCUUUAGGUUUGAUUGCCCAGUAUCUACACCCCAGCUUCCAGACGAAGCAAAUUCUUUGUAAGGCCUACUGGGAACACAAUAGCAUUCGACAAGCCCUGAGCACCGAUCCCAAGCUCCCCGAGGGUGCCCGCGUGAUCCAGCCCGAGAUCACCAAGGGCCUCCGGUGGAAGAUCUCCGGCAGUGCCGUGAAGAAAGAGAUGCAGCGACAAGGCGUCACAAAGGUGGACUUCAAGUUUUGUCUCAACUGGCACGCCUACGAGUUUGAGAACGACGGGCCCCUGCUGCGAGGCAUCAACUUAGUCGGACCCUGCACCUUCGACUCGGACCUGCACUCCUUGAGUGCCUUGGUGCAUUUCAUGCUCCUCGAGAAGCUGGACUUCAUCUCUCCCGAGGACGGAAAUGCCACCGUACUCAGCGAUUUGCUGAAGGAGACGCCGGCCAAUCUGACGGAGCCCUGCUUGACGGCCCUGGAGCUCAUGAAGUUCGGACGUCUCGACGGUGAACCCUUCGAGACCGCGCAACCGGAGAAGCCUUUCCCGGAGGAUGUGAAGUACCCUGUUGCCGCCAACCUCUCGCAACCUGAAAGGGAUGCCAAAUGUGGGAAGUUGCUCCUUUGCCGCGUGAUGUCUUUGGUGCCGAUGAAACUUAGGCACGUGAUGUGGGACAGCGACGUGGACUUCGACCUGGCUGCUUUCCACUCCUUGGUCCGGGCGCUGAAGCGUCGCUUGGUCCAAGUUGUCAAGGUCGGCGAACCAGGGGGCCCCUUGGAUCCCCUUGGUCUACCGAGUUCGUUCGAACUAAGGCCUAGCAUGGCUCAGCAAUCAUCGUGA
Messenger RNA from Cladocopium goreaui, 2006 nucleotides. The record is from the annotation of a GenBank genome assembly. NCBI's taxonomy places the organism in Eukaryota, Dinophyceae, Suessiales, Symbiodiniaceae.